CAACCCGCCAUUGGUAAGAACAUACACGACCGCAAUGGUAACAGCGAAGAGCCCUGAACCCACUACCUCUGGGUAAUUGGCAGGUGCCCUAACCAACUGUGCUAUACGGCGAGGACAAUGUUGUUACUUUGUUCCUUCACCUUGUGAUUUAAAAAUUUACUUCCGCUACCUAAUGACCAACAGCUUCAUUAGCAUUCUGAUGUCAUUCAUAAAUUCCUAGGACGGAAAUUAUGCAUUUGUCGUUCUAAGUUUAACCAUGACUUCAUGAUUGACGUAUGCAUAAAACUGUAUGAUAUGUAUAUAUAACAUUUUUCUGUAAACCAGUUUAUAAAUGGUAAAGCAAGGAUACGCAGCAGUCAGACAUUAGGUUGAAUACUCAGUAUAGGCGAUGCGCAAAAUUGCAGUUUUAAUUAAUGAUAUAUAUUUGUAGUGAAUACGGGAUAUUUUGUUUUUUUUGCAGGAGUGAAUUAUGAAAAAUAUUAUGUUGCAACUGACUUCGCCACCAUCGCGAGUGGUGCGGAAUAAAUCAGAAGAUUUUCCUUUUGCAGUGCCCAACUUAAUUCCAUAUCGGGAAAUGUCCUCAAUUAUACAAACUUCUUUUGUUUCGAACAUCACUGUACAUACAGACAGCCUAUGCGGAUUCCCGAGUUUUUGUUCGUAUUCAGCUUACAAUGUAUGUUCCAACACAACUUUGGUGGAAUGCGAUGAAUGCAGCAUGAUCGGGGCUGGUUUCUUCAUAUUUGCUUGUGUUGUUCUCGGUGCGAUGAUUUUGAUAGGAAACUCGCUCGUGUUCUGGCACAACGCCAGGAAAUCGAAUAAAGACAAAUCUAACAUCAUGAAAGCUUCGUUGGCAAUUGCAGAUUUGUUCACAGGUGACUCCCAUUGUCUGCAGUCUGCAGAUUACCCGAACCUUAAUAAAAAGCCCGAACGCUACAGCUUCCGUUACUCUAAUUUUCUUUUCACAAUAACAUACGUAUUUUCACAUACUAUGUGUCAUGGCCUAUUUGGUAAAAUCAGCACUAGUGUAGCACUGUAAAGUAAACUUAAAACUCGUUCCUAUCUCUUGGCAUUUCCGUUCCAGGAAUCCAAAUUUUCGGCGUCGUACUUUACAACGUCAGCUGGACGAUAAACUCAACAUCGCAAGAACUGGACAUGAAACAGCUUUUGUAUCAAGAUUCCCCUCAAGCAAUUAUUGGCGGAAUGUUUUUCUUGACGAGCAUCAUGUCAUCGCUCUUUCAUUUAUUAUACUUCAGCGGGCAGCGACUUUUCGCUGUGACGUACCCAAUGAGAUACAAAAUACAGAGUAACGCUCACGUAGCGUUUGGACUCGUCCUAACUUGGAUAUUGGCUGGGAUUUCUGCCACUGUGCCAGCAUGGUUUCCUGAUACGUACACCUACACGUAUCACCACGUAACAAAUAUCUUCUAUCCAUCGUUCCGGAACUACAGCAGUACCAACAACAGCUCAUCGGGUGCAGCACUCGCACUAGUUUUCGUUUUCACUGUUUUGCCGUACUGUCUCAUGGUUGUUUUAACGGUCACUUCAGCAGUGUACAGUCGACGGGCUUUUAUGCGCUCUGCUUAUUUGGCAAUGAGCACGGACAAGGAUUUAUUAAAAAAGAAAGAAGCAAAAUUAAUAAAAACAGUUGCUAUAAUGCAGAUUGGGUUCACCGUCACAAUAGUUCCAACAGUCGUUGUAGUCAUUCUGUUUUAUGCGAAUGUCAUUUCAUGUAAAACGGUAUCAACACCAAGCGUCGUUGGAUUUUACAUCUACUGGGCAAACAGCCUCGUCAACGUGUUAGUGUACAGUGGACAAGAUUCGAAAUUUCGUGCUUGGUUGAAAAAGCUUGUAUCGUGCAAACCGAAUCAUAGAAAGAUAAAGUUGCAUACUCAAUCUCUCAAACCACGAAACCAAGCUUCGUCGAAGCCAACGGCUGAAAUCGACAGCGGAAUUCAAGCUUCUAAAACUGAAUCGUGUUUAUAG
Ciona intestinalis (vase tunicate) is the source of this 1983-nucleotide messenger RNA. NCBI's taxonomy places the organism in Eukaryota, Metazoa, Chordata, Ascidiacea, Phlebobranchia, Cionidae. The record is from RefSeq and is a predicted model, not a curated record.